GGCUAUGCAGAACUCAGAAGGCAUCAAAACGAUCCAACUCUCCGACAACAUGAAGACCAUCAUCUUUGCUGCUCUCUUCGCCCUCGCGGCCGCCCGCCCCGACUCCCGCUACGCCGCUCCCGCGGCUAGCAGGGAUGACUCCGAUGAGGUCGCCAUCCUCCGUGACGACCGCGUGUACCCCAGCGCCGCCGGCGAGUACAGCCUCGACUUCGAAACUGCUGAUGGCACCAAGAUCUCCGAGUCCGGCUACGGCUCAGGCCCCGAUGGCGCCGUCGAGACCCAGGGAACCGUGAGCUUCACCCACCCCGACGGUGAGGACUUCGAGCUGAAAUACGUUGCCAACGCCGAGGGAGGAUACCAGCCCGAAUCCGAUGCCCUGCCCGUGGCCCCUGAAUUCCCCCACGAGAUCCCCCAGUUCGUCCUCGACCAGAUCGCCAAGGCUGCCGAGGAAGACCGCAACCGCGACGACAGCGAUGAGCGCUCUUACCAAUAAAUAUUUCACGAAAGUCAACCAUGUACUCCAACUUUUCGAUGUUUCCCAUGUAAAAUUGUACAAAUGUAAUUUAUUGUAGGCUGUCCCUGUAUUUAUUAAA
Hyalella azteca is the source of this 593-nucleotide messenger RNA. RefSeq names its product cuticle protein AM1159-like. Gene Ontology annotation, cellular component: chitin-based extracellular matrix. The record is from RefSeq and is a predicted model, not a curated record. Bases 5 to 493 code for a protein of 162 amino acids. NCBI's taxonomy places the organism in Eukaryota, Metazoa, Arthropoda, Malacostraca, Amphipoda, Hyalellidae. Gene Ontology annotation, molecular function: structural constituent of chitin-based larval cuticle. The transcript has 2 exons.